Messenger RNA from Nymphaea colorata (pocket water lily), 2724 nucleotides. RefSeq lists its product as uncharacterized. Bases 793 to 2697 code for a protein of 634 amino acids. Gene Ontology annotation, molecular function: protein dimerization activity. The transcript has 2 exons. The record is from RefSeq and is a predicted model, not a curated record. Lineage: Eukaryota; Viridiplantae; Streptophyta; Magnoliopsida; Nymphaeales; Nymphaeaceae.
GUUUGGGGAAGUUUAGUGACUGAUGGUCAUCGUGUUCUUUUUUGUGUGCGUCUUUGCAGCUCUUGUUAGGUGCUUUUCAUAUAAGUUGUAAUGGCUGAUAAGGGAAAAGAAACGAUGCCUACGAGUGGAAGUGGAAAUAUGGCAAGCAGCAGUAGUAGUGUUAAUACCACAACAUUAGACUUGGAUAAUCCAUCUCAGCCUCUUUGGCGGUAUGUGAAAAAACUUGGAAAAGCACCAGGUGGUGGUGGGAAUAUAAUAUUUUCUUGAAAUUUCUGUAAUAAGACGAUCACUGGCUCUUAUACACGUUGCAAGUCACAUUUAUUGCAUAUCCCAUGUUUUGGAAUUCGACCAUGUGAAAAAGUUAGCGAAGAAUCGAUGAAGCAGAUCAAAAAAGAACACGAUGCAGCUGAGACGAACAAAUCUUCAGCCAAGUCAAGUGAACUAUCCGUUCCUCUUUUUUGUGUGCGUCUUUGCAGCUCUUGUUAGGUGCUUUUCAUAUAAGUUGUAAUGGCUGAUAAGGGAAAAGAAACGAUGCCUACGAGUGGAAGUGGAAAUAUGGCAAGCAGCAGUAGUAGUGUUAAUACCACAACAUUAGACUUGGAUAAUCCAUCUCAGCCUCUUUGGUGGUAUGUGAAAAAACUUGGAAAAGCACCAGGUGGUGGUGGGAAUAUAAUAUUUUCUUGAAAUUUCUGUAAUAAGACGAUCACUGGCUCUUAUACACGUUGCAAGACACAUUUAUUGCAUAUCCCAUGUUUUGGAAUUCGACCAUGUGAAAAAGUUAGCGAAGAAUCGAUGAAGCAGAUCAAAAAAGAACACGAUGCAGCUGAGACGAACAAAUCUUCAGCCAAGUCAAGUGAACUAUCCGUUCCUCUUUAUGCUAUUGAAGAAGGUGAAGAUGCUUCAAAGAAAAGAAAAAUGAACAUGGCAAGCAGGGAUACCAAAAAAUUAGAACAAGUAUUCAAAACUAUGGGAAGGGCAGAGAUGGAUAGAAGAAUCGGAAGGUUUUUUUUUGCAAGUUCACUUCCUUUUAAUAUAGCUAGAAGUCCUUAUUGGAAAGAUGUUGUUACAGGUUUGGCUAAUUGCAGUUUGAGUGGAUAUGUACCCCUGAGUUCAGAAAAGUUGAGAACAAUAAUUCUUGCAGAAGAGAAGGCAAACAUCGAAAAAUUAUUAGAGAAGAAGAAAUUUUCAUGGAGACAAUAUGGAGUAUCCAUUGUUUCUGACGGGUGGACUGAUAUACAAAGACGGCCACUGAUAAAUUUUAUUGCUUAUUCGCCUGAUGGACCAAUCUUCUUGAAAUGUGUUGAUGCAUCUGGGGAGUAUAAAGAUGCUGAGUAUUUAAAAGGGUUAUUUAUAGAAGUCAUCAAAGAAGUGGGUGAAGAUAAUGUUGUGCAAAUUAUUACUGAUAAUGCUCCAGCUUGCCAACGAGCAGGGAUGAAUUUGGCAAGUAAUCCCAAGUAUAGUCACAUAUUUUGGACUCCUUGUGUGGCACACAGUAUAAAUCAAGCACUUAAAAGUAUUUGCAACCCAUCGAAAGAUGAUACAAAUGCUGGUAUAUUAUGUUCUUGGAUUGAGGAGCUUGAGCAUGAUGUCAGAAACAUCAGAAAUUUUGUUGUAAACCACAACAAUGCUCUUGCUAUAUUUAAUAGGCAUUCUGAUUUGAAAUUGUUGAAGGUAGCAGAGACUCGUUUUGCAUCCAUUAUUGUAAUGAUAAAAAGAAUAAAACGGGUGAAACAUGCAUUAACACUUAUGGUGACUGACAAUGAUUGGGAGUUUUAUCGGAGUGAUGACAUUGUGAAGGCUCAACAAAUUAAAAAAUGUAUUUUAGAAGAUGAAUGGUGGGAUAAGAUUUCAUAUUGUCUGCAGUUUACAGAGCCUAUUUGGCAGAUGUUGAGAGAAGUUGACAAAGAAGGUCCCAUGCUUCAUAGAGUUUAUGAUAUGUGGGAUAACAUGAUUGAAAAAAUUCAAAACAUCAUUUUUAGACAGGAGAAGAAGAAUGUUGCACUUGAUGAUUCUGAGUUUUUCGAUCGUGUGCAUAAAAUUUUAGUAAGAAGAUGGAUUAGAAGCAAUAACCCUUUGCAUUGUAUGGCACACUCCUUAAAUUCCAAAUAUUAUGGACAAACAUGGUUGGCAGGAGGCACUGGUCGUGUUCCUCCUAAUCGAGAUCCAGAAAUAUCAAAAAAUAGGGAGAUAUGUUUGGGAAGACUAUAUUCUGAUUAUGAUCGGUUGAAGAUAAUAAAUAGUGAGUUUGCGAGCUUCUCUGGUGGAAGAAGUGAUUCAGUACAAGCUGCAAUGGCAAGAGAUGAGGAAGAUCCUGUUAAUUGGUGGUUAUGUUUUGGAGCAGCGACACCAAAUCUCCAGCAACUUGCAUUCAAGUUAUUAUCUCAACCUGCAACCUCUUCAUGUUGUGAAAGAAAUUGGAGCACUUAUUCUCAAAUUCACAAUAUCAAGAGAAAUAAGCUAACCAGUAAGCGAGCAGAAGAUUUAGUUUAUGUCCACUCCAACCUACGCUUGCUUUCACGUACUUCAGAUGCUUACAGUUCAGGAUCAUCCAAGUAUUGGGAUGUUAACCCAGAGGACAUUGACGUGGACCUUGAAGGGGAACAUGAUUUGCAUGCUCUUAAUUUGGACCUUACAGAACUUGUUGCUCCUUCUAAUCUUGAUGAUGUGACUGAGGAGAAUGAGAUUCAAGAAAGCUGAUGUAUUUUGUAUGUUAAUUAUGCGACU